AUGUUGUGGGAUGUAAAAUAUCAUACUGGAGAAAAUUCUAUUAAGGAAAUUAUAGAAAAAUCUAAAAAAAUAAAUAAGAGAAUUGAGGGAGAAGAAAUUAUUAUUGGUGAUAUUAUUUAUUGGCGUAAAAGAUUUCCAGAUCAUAAGAUUAAAUAUUUAAAUGAUUAUCCGAAUGUGAACCAAUUAUUUAUAUAUAGAAAAGAUAAAAAAAGAACCAAUGAAAUUUUAGAUGAAGUAUCUUCUAAAAAAAAUAGAACUAAAACAUAUCCAUAUUCAAAAACUCUCAAAGUAAAAAUGUCUAACAUCACUUUACAUGAAGAAUUAUACGAUGCUCAAUUUGAUUUAAGAGAAGAAAGAAGAAUUCAUCAAAAUCAAAGAAUUAUCGAAGAAAAGGAUAUUAUUAUUCAAGAUACUGUCAAUCAAUAUGAAAAGAUUGGUGAAAAUACUGUUAGACAUAUUAUUAGUGAUAUUAAUAAUUCUGUUAAUGAAAGUAAUAGAUUUAAUAAAUGUGAAUCUAGUAAUAGCAGUUAUAGUAGUUAUGAUGAAUACAAGGAUUUAAUGCAAGAUAUUAAUGAAAUGACUCAAAAUAGUGAAAGAGAAGAUAAAGAAUAUUUAGAAGUGAUUAAAAUUUUGAGAAAUAUUCAAAAAGACCAAGCUUCUCAAAUUGAAGAAAUUAAAGGCAAAAUGCCUAUCAAUAGAAAAAAUGUUAAUUAUGAACAUAUUUCUGAAUGA
Molecule: messenger RNA, 732 nt
Organism: Racocetra persica
Lineage: Eukaryota; Fungi; Glomeromycota; Glomeromycetes; Diversisporales; Gigasporaceae
Source: the annotation of a GenBank genome assembly